CCCGAAUAAGAGUGUGUGUCCCAAACCGGCUGGAACUCUUUCCAACGUCUUCUGUGCAAGCGAGCGGCAUCCUCGACGCACCGGGACUGUAUCAUUCCUCGGCGGGAGCAAAAGAGGAAUGCCAGCAUUUACACCACAUUAGACAACACCUAUGAAGUUACAUUUGCGGGCGUCAUCGCCACACCUCCUCCACCUCAAUAAAUGAAGUGGACUUCUUGAAAGAGUUGACCCUUAAUUUGACUCUGUCGUUAUCAGUGAUGUCUGGCACUGUCUCACAAACCGACCAAGAGGAGGACUACCGCUUCCUCCACAGCACGUUGAUGGAGAAAAAGCUCCACCUACUUUUUAAGAUCCACGAGCGGCUGCGGCGCUUCGUGAAGCGAGGACCCGCCCCCGUCGUCCAAGAGCGUGCAACCAGUCUGGCCUCGCAUUUAUUCGAAGAUCUGAGCCACCAUAAAUGGAGAGAGGACGUCAAAGAACUUUUCGCCCUCUUUUCUAAGCCUCACUUCAAGAGUCUUUUGUACAUCCAUGAUGCAGUAGCUCAGAGGGAUUAUGAGCCUACUCUACCACGAGUGCCUGAUGGCAUAAUUGACGAAGACGACGAUUCGGUCAAGAUUGUCAGUCUGGUCAAAACCAAGGAGCCACUGGGUGCUACAAUUAAGAGGGAUCAAUCCACAGGGGCGAUUGUUGUGGCGAGGGUCAUGCGAGGAGGUGCUGCCUACAAGAGUGGGCUGAUUCAUGAAGGAGAUGAGCUAAAAGAAGUCAACGGCGUCUCACUGGAUCGCAGGAAGCCAAAAGAAAUUCUUCCUCUGCUGGCACGCUCCCGGGGUGACGUUACAUUCACAAUUGUUCCUGCCUUCUCCAAGCAAGACGUGUCAGUCAAUAAAAAGCCGUUUGUAAGGGCUCUCUUUGACUACAACCCACGUGAGGAUCCCGCUGUCCCAUGCAAGGAUGCAGCAAUUGCUUUUAAAAGAGGCGACAUCCUCCAGAUUGUCACCAUGGAGGAUGACACCUGGUGGCAGGCCUGCCGUGCGGGCUGCAGGAACACGCGAGCGGGGCUCGUCCCCUCACAGCAGCUGCAGGAGAGGAGAGUUGCACUACAGCGACCCCAAACCUUGUUCCAGCGCCAGCAAGUCAAGGCAGCAGUUUUUCCAGUCGAGGAGGAUGUUGACUAUGGAGCUAUAACUGGAAUCUACAUCGCUGGUUUAAGACGAAGUUUCCGUUUGGGCAAGAAGAGCAACUGGGUCAAAGAAGCAACUCGGUCCAGAAGGUGGAGCUCAGGAGUUCGUGACUCCAUUUGUCCACCUACCUACAUAGAGAUGAUCCCAUACCAGAAAGAUCCUAAAGAAAGACAUCGUCUGGUGGUCUUGGUUGGGCCCAGCGGCGUUGGCGUUAACGAACUGAAGAGGAGGCUCCUGAUCUCAGAUCCUGACCUCUAUGGUAUAACCGUACCAUACACCACACGAGAGAAGAGAAGCCAAGAGACCGAAGGGAUGGAUUAUCAUUUUGUAUCGGUCCACAAAUUCGAAGAGGACAUUCUCAACCGCAGGUUUAUAGACUAUGGGACACACAGAGGCCACUACUAUGGAACGAGUCUGGACUCGGUUUACCGUGUGAUAGCAGAGGGCAAAGUGUGCCUACUGGAUGUUCACCCCUGUAAACUGAAGCGUGUCUACACACUUGAAUUCCAACCAUUCGUGGUAUUUGUGAAACCCCCGCAUAUCGAGGAGUUGCGCCUCACCAGGAGAAGAGCGAAAUUCAUCUGUGCUGAAGAGGACCCGAACCAAGUCAGGAUGUUCUCAGAGGAUGAUUUUGAAGAUAUGAUUCAGUUGGCCGAAACCAUGGAAGCCCAGCACGGUCACAUGUUUGACAAGGUGAUCGUUAAUGGAGACCUCGCCACGGCCUUCAGAGAGCUUAAGGCGGACCUCCAGCGGCUUCAAGAGGAAGACGUCCGCUGGAUUCCCGUAGAGUGGCUUUGCUCCUCGCCAACUAAGGUGAGGAGGAGCUGUGGUCUUCUGGCAGGCUGGAUUUGAACUUGAGAUCACAGGGGAAUGAUGGGAAAUAAUACGCAACACCACCACUUAUAAUUGUGUUAAAUCAGUAACACAGCGGUUAGAGACCGGGCCAAACCGAGAAUAGCAAAAAUCCGGCACAAUUCAUCUGCGAAUAGGUGACGCCGCGAGGGCUGAACUGCGAGUAUGCAGAUGUCCACUGUACAAUACUUUCUGCUCGUCGUAUAAUUCAUUUCUGUCGUAUUUGAAAAGUUUUUCCAUUCGUAAACAAGGCCUGUGAUCAUCGCAGGAAGAGUGUUCCAUAGCUUUCCCUGAACAUAUACGUAGUUAAUUAGGUAACCAGACGACUCCAGCCAUUUAUGUCGCAGUGCCAGUUUUCUAUUGGCAUUUGACUGAAAUAACGUCGGCUCGAACAAUUAUAUUGGAAAACAAAAGUUGGGAGGAGUGGUUUUGGGUGGGAUUUGCAGAGCUUGCGGUUGAGCGUAACCUUUCCCUGCCAAGUCGCAAACAUUUGCAUGGAAUUUUUAUGACAGUUGCUGCACUUCAAUUAACAUAAUGUCAUGUGCACGAGAGAAAUAUUAGUAGCAGGCGUAGAAUUUAGAGGCAUAAACAACAAAACAUUCCCCCAAGUCCUGCAGAAGACCGUGCUCAUUCCAUUUAAUAUUGCAUGGGGAGUAUGAGGAGUCUUCUAAACAUUUCUACUAGAAAAUUUUAGUAAGCGGUCUUUUAUUUCUGUACUUUGUUUGUAAAUGCUUUUUACAUUGUAUUCAUGUAAAGGACAUUUAGUUACCUUGUGUAUGA
Phycodurus eques (leafy seadragon) is the source of this 2813-nucleotide messenger RNA. Its product is annotated as MAGUK p55 subfamily member 7-like. The record is from RefSeq and is a predicted model, not a curated record. The transcript is spliced from 17 exons. The coding region runs from base 258 to 2033 and encodes 591 amino acids. Gene Ontology annotation, cellular component: cell-cell junction; plasma membrane. Gene Ontology annotation, biological process: protein localization to adherens junction. Lineage: Eukaryota; Metazoa; Chordata; Actinopteri; Syngnathiformes; Syngnathidae. Gene Ontology annotation, molecular function: protein binding.